ACCUUACAUGUGCAAAAAAUAUCCUACUGUAAAAACGAAAGGACCAUAAAAGCUUAAUCUAUUUUUAGUCAAUUUUGCCAAUUGCCUUUUGCUGACUCUGUGUGAUGGUUUUCGUGGUGUCUCAUAUAUCUAUGUCGAAUACGUAGAUAAUGAUCUAUGUUUCAAGUGAUCAAUUUUGUUACUAGCUGUCAUGCAAUUUCAACUAUAUAUCUAUUUCUUUUCUUAUAAUUUAUUCUUGCUUGUUUAGUAGAAACUUUAAAAUAACUUUGUUCUUGAUUGAAUACACUGAAUUGUAAAUACACCAAACAACAAAUUCAAUUUUUUUAUGAGGUGGAUAAGAAAAGAUUAAUGUAAGAUUUUCAUUUAGUACUUUUAGAAUUUCUUGAAAAAGCUUAUAAGAAGUUUUGUGAAAAGCUUUACAGCGAUAACUUCUAAAAAGACUUGCAAUCAAACAGGUAGCUUCCUGAAGAUCUUACAACAACUUAUUGAAUCGUUUCGCAGCAAUUCUUUUUCAAGUAUAUAUUUCAACUGCAUGCGCAUAAACUCAUUCACAGAUUGGGAAUCUUGGAGGUGACAUAGAAACAACAAAAAACUAAUGGACCAGGAUUUUUUGAGUGUACUUAAGUUGAUUGAACUUCCACCUGAUCAAAGGGAAUUUUUGAAGAUGUAUAUGGUGGAAAGUAAAGCAGGAGCUAUAGCUUGUAUGCUAUUUUCUCUGUUCUUUUUGGGAACAUGGCCUGCUCUGCUUACUUUACUCGAAAGGCGAGGUCGUCUUCCUCAACAUACUUACCUUGAUUAUACUAUCUCAAAUCUAUUGGCUGCUACUUUCAUUGCUUUUACUGUUGGUGAGAUUGGAAGGAACACUAUGGAACAGCCAAGUUUUUUCACUCAGCUUUCUCAGAUGCAGGACAAUUGGCCCAGUGUCUUGUUUGCAAUUGCUGGAGGAGUUGUCCUCACUCUUGGAAACCUUUCAACUCAAUAUGCAUGGGCUUUUGUUGGUUUGUCAGUCACCGAGGUCAUCACCGCAAGCAUUACGGUUGUUAUAGGAACGACCUUGAACUACUACCUUGAUGACAAAAUUAACAAAGCCGAGAUUCUUUUUCCUGGCGUCGGAUGCUUCUUGAUUGCUGUUUGUCUAGGCUCUGCUGUUCAUGCAUCCAACACGGCUGAUAACAAAGCAAAACUUGAUUAUUUUUCAAAUGACUCUAAGAAUGGGGACGGGACAAGCGGUGUUACUGAUUCUAAACAAACGAAUACAAACACAGUUGAUAUCAAUGACUUGGAGAAUGGAGUUGCUUCUGAGUCUGAGGAGAAGGCAAAGGCUGGAACUGCACUUUUCCUUGUACAAGUUGAGAACAAAAGGGCAAUGAAGGUUUUUGGGAAGAGUACUUACAUUGGUCUGGCUAUUACCUUCUUUGCUGGAGCUUGCCUUUCUCUCUUUUCGCCAGCAUUCAACCUAGCAACAAAUGAUCAGUGGCAUGCUCUAAAAGAUGGAGUCCCGCACUUGAGUGUCUAUACGGCAUUUUUCUACUUCUCCAUUUCAAGCUCUUUGCUUGCCACGAUUCUGAACUUCACCUUCUUGUACCGCCCUGUACUAAAUGCACCCAAAUCGUCGAUGAUGUCCUAUGUGAACGAUUGGGAUGGCCGAGGUUGGGCUCUUUUGGCGGGACUUUUAAGUGGCUUUGGAAAUGGUCUUCAAUUUAUGGGAGGUCAAGCAGCUGGAUAUGCAGCUGCAGAUGCUGUUCAGGCACUGCCUCUGGUGAGCACAUUUUGGGGGGUGAUAUUGUUUGGAGAGUACCGAAGAUCAUCAGGAAGAACGUAUACGCUUCUUGCAGGAAUGUUGAUCAUGUUUACAGCAGCUGUUGCAAUUCUCAUGGCGUCUGCAGGGCAUCGCAAACAGAACGGGGGCAAAAUAGAAUAGAUAAUGUUUCUGUACAUAUCACCAUACAGCUUAAUUAGUCCGGUCGAAGAACAUUUAUUAGAGUCGGUCAGAAUCGCCUUAGCUUACUUCAGUUUCUGUUUUAUCAGUGAAGAAACUGAAGAAAACCAUCCUAGUGAAACCUUUGUAUGUAGAUGUGCAGUAGCUGUUGCAAGCAUUCAGCAACCUUCUGCAUGGAUGAUAGAUAUCUGAUCUUUCUAUUUCCUUUGCAUUUUGUAUGAUCUUAUUCUACACAGCAAUAUUGAUAUCUUUCUUAA
Molecule: messenger RNA, 2196 nt
Organism: Lycium barbarum (goji berry)
Lineage: Eukaryota; Viridiplantae; Streptophyta; Magnoliopsida; Solanales; Solanaceae
Product: ureide permease 1-like
Exons: 9
Coding region: 596-1921 (441 amino acids)
Biological process (GO): nitrogen compound transport
Cellular component (GO): membrane
Molecular function (GO): allantoin:proton symporter activity; uracil:monoatomic cation symporter activity
Source: RefSeq, a predicted model, not a curated record